UGAAAUCUGUCGGCAGUGAGCGAUCGAGGAAUCAUAUAGUUCCCAAACAGAAGCGGAGGAAAACGCACUCUUCCCUCGGCAAUUAUUUAUUUAUUUUUUUUUCGUUUACUUCGCGCUCCCGGAAAAGUGCAGUGAAGUUUCUUGCUUUCGAAAACCAAUUUUCAAAACCAUUUGGCCAAUUUUUUUUGUUUUUACUGUUCCGAUCAGUGCACAAAAUUCAAAAAAAUCAAAAAAACGAAAAAAAGGAAAAGUGUUUAACGAAGAAAAGCAGAUGCCACAGUGUAAUUGGAUUGUUGGGAUAACUCGCGUGGAAAACUCGCGGAAAAUGAUGUGGCCUGAAAACUGAAAAAAAAAAACAAAAAAUUCAGAGGAUCAUCAAACGAAAUCGAAAGGAAGGCACGACUAGUGGAGAUAGACUGAGAGAAAAACCGAGUGAUUUGGCGAAAAUAUAAUGAUGCCGCCAAGACUGCCGGUAAGACCAGCAGCCAAAACGAAACGAUCGACGACGAGUAGAAUUAGCCAGGAUAUAUUAGCCCAGAUCCACCAGGAGACGGAAACCGAAUCGGAUACCCAAAUGCCAACACACACAACGUUUCAUAAGCGCCGGCGAAGGCGAGAUCCCGGCCAGAACCCAAUUCAUACCCAAAACCCACGAUCGGAGUGGAGGAGUAGGAGAAGCUGGUGCUCCCCGGAAGUUUGUUUGGCUCUCAUCCUGCUCUCCACAGCUUGCUCCGUUUUGGGAGCCAGCACAGAGUCAACAUCCACAACCACAUCCACCAUCUCCACCUCCGCCGAACAAACCGACUUGUCGGACGAGUCGGCGGGCAUCCAGCCAUCCGCGGGUGGUUGUGCCCCCCAGCAUUGGUGGGACUCGAAUCGAAACCGGUGCAUACCCUGCACCCGGUGCCAGGACGAAAUGAUACCACUGCGUCCUUGUCAGCUGCACACGGACACCAUCUGUGGCUCCAUCUAUGACUUAAAGAUCGAUUGGGUGGUGCUGGCCAAGACAGAGCCCAAUUGGAAGGAGCGCCGAAAGUCCUCUGAGUAUGAGCACCUGGAGCAUGCCAAGCACCUGCAGCACCUGACCCACGAGCAACUGCAGCAGCUCCACGAGGAGGCCACUGCCGCCGCCUGGGCGCUCGACUGGCAGACGGGCGUCCUCUAUGCCGCCGUGCUCACCUGCCUGCUCUUCUUCUCCGUCGCCGCCUGCAUCCUCAUCCACCACAUGCGCCAAUGGCGCCGCAUGGAGCGUCGUCUGGAUCAGGAUGUGGAGGAGCUGUCAACGAAACUGAUGGCAAAGCUGGCGGAGGUGCAGAGCCUGGACGGAGGCACCUUCUUCAUUGGGAAUGCGGACGCCUUGCGGGGAUUGCCCGCCUCGGCCAUCCAGGUCGGGCAUCCAGAUUCCGGGCAGGCGGCGCAGUCGGGAAUCUUCCAGCCACAACACGUGCUACUCCCUGAGAAAAGGGGAAAGCACCAGGAGCGAAGGAUCCUUAAGACCCUGCAGCCGGGCAAUGUCUACAUAGAGGAGAGCAAUGGGGGUCUAGGAAUGGGAAUGGGUGGGGGUUUUGGAGGGGGCAUGGGCAUGGGCAUGGGCCCCAAGGGCUAACGGGGGGUAAUACUUAAGGAGUGCCAGGAUAUCGGAAAAACUUUUGUACAAACAGCCGCUUAAAACAAAAAAGAAGAAAUUAAAACGAAAGAAAUGGAAGCCGAAACUAUUAUUAUUAUUUAAAUAUUAUUAAUCUUAUUCUAAUAUUACGAACCUUUUUUUUUUGUCCUAAUAUAUAAUAUGAAUCGUUAUGUUGACUUGUUUGUAAUAAUGGAGAUAUCACCAAACCCAAUCCCCCACGCUAAAAAAAAUGAAAAAAAUCAAAAGGAGACCGUAGAAGAUUUUGUAAAUAGAAGGGAUUUUGUAGACGAGCGAGAGGAUUACGGGGCUAUAUACAUAAAUAUGGAUUACAACUUUUACGAUUAACAAUUCUACUUAAUGUAAAUAUUAAGGCGAUCGAAACGAGAACAAGACCAAGUAAUAUCAACAACAUAUCAGCCUCUAUAUAGACACCAAUCAUAUAUAGAGUCAAGUAUUGUUAACACUUUAUCCCUCAAGUAUACACAACUUUUGGGCUAAAUCGUAUUAACUGUAAUAGUAAUGGUAAAGCUUAUGAUAGAACUAAUUAUAACGAUAAUAACGAUAAAUAAUGCAUAACUUGUAAUGUUAGAAUGAGAAAUGUUUAUAACCUAAGUGCUCUAUCAUCACUCUGUGCGACAAAACAAUAAAAAGUUUUAUGCAUAUGCGAAA
Messenger RNA from Drosophila bipectinata, 2296 nucleotides. It is a transcript of the gene wgn, whose product is annotated as Tumor necrosis factor receptor superfamily member wengen. Gene Ontology annotation, molecular function: protein binding. Lineage: Eukaryota; Metazoa; Arthropoda; Insecta; Diptera; Drosophilidae. The record is from RefSeq and is a predicted model, not a curated record.